CCCCACAGCCACUUCACGCGUCGCUACGCGUUACUCUGCAUAUUCACGUUCACGCUCCACGGCAAAUGAACCAGCAGCUUUAGCCUUGCCACAGUGCAAACCAUGCCCGAUAUAUAUAUUGGGGAUGAGAAUGGUGGUGAUGCUCUAUGAAUCUCACCAGAUGAAAUGGCUUCCAUAAAACCGAUUGAUGCUAAAAGCAUCCAUCAAAUCCAAUCAGGCCAAGUCAUCGUUGAUCUGUGCUCUGUAGUAAAGGAGCUGAUCGAGAACAGCGUCGAUGCUGGCGCAACCAUUAUAGAGGUUCGCUUCAAAAACCAAGGACUGGAUCUUAUAGAAGUCCAGGAUAAUGGUUCAGGCAUAUCACCUGAUAAUUACGCUUCAGUUGCUUUAAAACACCACACCUCAAAGCUCUCCACCUACUCUGAUAUCGAGUCUCUUCAAACCUUUGGUUUCCGUGGUGAAGCCCUGGCUUCGCUCUGCGCCCUCUCUAGCUUCACAGUCACUACAUGUCUGGCCGAAGAUGUACCAAAAGGGUCGAAACUGACAUUUGAAACUUCAGGGAAACUUCAGGGCACUAGCAUCAUUGCUGCACAGCGAGGAACCUCUGUUUCAGUCGAAAAACUCUUUCAUAAUCUCCCUGUUCGCAGAAGAGAGCUGGAACGAAAUAUCAAGCGAGAAUGGCACAAAGUUAUCGCUUUGCUGAACCAGUAUGCCUGUAUUCAAACGAACCUCAAGUUUUCCGUAUCACAGCAGCCCACAAAAGGGAAACGCAUUCUCCUCUUUUCCACAAAAGGCAACAAUACCACCAAAGACAAUAUUAUCAAUAUCUUUGGAGCCAAAACCAUGGCAGCCUUGGUCCCCCUCGAUCUGACAUUGGCAAUGAAGCCCACCACGUCUAAUGCGGCCCUACAUGGAUCAUCUACAGACCAGGAAGAUUCUAAGGAAGUCAAGGUUCUCGGCCAUGUGUCACGUCCCGUUCACGGAGAAGGCCGUUUAACGCCCGAUAGGCAAAUGUUCUUUGUAAAUGGAAGACCAUGUGGACUCCCUCAAUUUUCGAAAACCUUUAACGAGGUAUACAAGUCAUAUAACUACUCCCAGUCACCGUUCAUAUUUGCAGAUAUCCGACUGGAUACAAGUAUGUACGAUGUAAAUGUGAGCCCGGACAAGCGGAGCAUCUUGCUACAUGACCAAGGGUCGAUGCUGGACAAUCUUCGGGUGGCACUGACGGAGCUGUUCGAUAAGCACGAGUAUACCGUCCCAGUAGCUAAGCUGUGGACAGCAAACAAACCUGCCGUUUCACAAAAGCCAAACGAAGUGACUGAAAGCGGCUCUACCAAGACGCAGGAUAAAGAUGUUGGUUCUGCAUCAACUAAAGCUGCAGCCUCUCAUGAUGUCGAAUCAGAUGUUGAAUCUAUAUCGUCGCCAGAGCCACCAGACCAAGAGGAGGAUGUCCCUUCCACUAGGACAUCUUCUCGGGUGAAUCUUGCUAGCCAAUCCCUGAUUAGUCAGUGGGCAGCCAGGAAGCUUGAAAUCGAUGACGAAGAGAGUUCCGAACCACCGUCGAAAACACAAAAGUUGACUCGAAGGUCUGCAGCACCGGAGCGACGACAUUUGCCGGUCAAUGAGUCCCAACCUCCUUCCUCCGCAUCUGAUGAUGAAAUGGACGCCGGAAAGCCACUACCUGUUAGAGACUUCAAUAAGAGGUUAGCAGAGAAGAGUGCCAUAUCCUUCAAAUCAUAUAAUCAGCAUAGCGAUGAAGAGUCGGCGGAACCCGAGCCAAGCCAAACAGCCAGAGAGAGAACCAUACCGGGAUCACAGCCACUAAAGAUACAGAAUAUCACCAACCGGAGUCGGGUUGCGACGCCCCAAUCUCUUAAGCGCCGGACGGGGCAGGCUAUUUCCGUCACUGUUGGUGAUGUGAGUAUGAAUUCUUCUAUGCUCUUUGGUAGACAAACGCGCGGAAGUCAGCCUCUUGAAACCGUCGAUGCGGUGAAAGAUGAUAUUUCUAUGCGAGAAGACUCUUUAAGUGACUCGGAGGCUGAAUCUGAGGCAGAAGCUCCUGUAGAGGGGCAAGAAGAAUCCGAGGCUGAAUAUAGUGAGCCAAAUGCCGCCGAAGACCACGAUCAAUCUGAAGCCAAAGACAUUGAUGAGACUCUCGAUGCAGAGGAGGAUACAGCAGACGUAGUUCCGGCCAAAGCUGCAUACCAAAAAGCACCGCCUCAGGGAUCCAAACAAAAGAGCUCCACGCAUCACCUUUCUCAUACGAUGUAUAUCGAUGAAGCUAGCAUGGUUCGCCAGCUGCAAUUUUUCAUAAAUCAAAAGCAGUCACACAGCGCCAACGGUGAAAAUGUCGGAAGUAUUGAAGACUUGGAAGCAUCAGAUGCGGAGUCGAAACUGCAGCUCAUUAUUGGCAAAGAAGAUUUUGGCAAAAUGCGUAUUGCAGGACAAUUCAACCUGGGCUUCAUCAUUGCCACUCGUCCAUCAACGUCUUUGGAUGCCUCUGGACAUCCAGCUGGUGACGACGAGCUGUUCAUCAUUGACCAGCACGCAUCUGACGAAAAAUAUAACUUUGAGAGACUUCAAAACACGACAAUUGUACAAUCUCAACGUUUGGUCCAGCCCAAACGAUUGCAGCUGACAGCGCUUGAGGAAGAAGUUGUAGUAGAAAAUAUUGAGGCUAUUGAAUCGAAUGGGUUCAAGAUUAGUGUCGAUUUAUCUGGCGACUGGCCUGUUGGUGCACGAUGCGAACUCACGUCUUUACCGUUGAGCAGAGAAACGGCUUUCACUAUCGAAGACCUCGAGGAGCUCAUUGCCCUGCUAGGUGAUAACGCAUCAGACUCGUCACACAUACCGCGACCAUCCAAAGUGCGAAAGAUGUUUGCCAUGAGAGCAUGUCGCAGCAGUGUCAUGGUUGGGAAAGCACUUAACACCUCUCAGAUGUCAACUCUAGUGAAACAUAUGGGUGAACUGGACAAGCCCUGGAACUGCCCUCACGGGAGGCCAACAAUGCGCCACCUGUGUCGACUAAAAGCAUGGGACGACAAGGUUUGGAAAACAGAUGUUCAUCAAGAACCUAUAUCAAAAUGGCAAGACUACAGCAACUGAGUCAAUACGGCUCAGUACUACACCGGAUUAUUACUCUUUGGAAACAUUA
Messenger RNA from [Torrubiella] hemipterigena, 3151 nucleotides. Lineage: Eukaryota; Fungi; Ascomycota; Sordariomycetes; Hypocreales; Clavicipitaceae. The record is from the annotation of a GenBank genome assembly.